AUGGCGGCGCUACCAAGCGCGCGGGUGAGUCGGGUGCUGCUGCGAGAAGCGACGAAGGCAGAUCUGGAUCCUUCUGCCAAGGAUGAUGGCCAUCCCACCUUCGAACGCAUCGAUUUCUCCUCGGCGGUGCCCGUGGAUCUACUGGGACUUCGGGGAUCAAUGGCCUUCAACAGCAGCACACGUUACGAACUGAACGGCGGGCACCUGGAAAAUGCUGGAGACCGGGCAGUGCUGGUGCAGACCAAGGGAAAUCUUCAGCGGCUGUUGAAGGCCGGUUUGAAACUGGAGCAGCAACUUUCUGAGGCACAGCUCCAGCCCGGCUGCUUUGGCGAGAACCUCUUCGUGGACGGCGAGAGCUUCGACGCCGCGACGCUCUGUGUGGGCGACGUGCUCCGAGGCUGGCGCGACGACCGACCCACUGAGCUCAGGUUGCAGAUCGCAAGUCCCAGGUGCCCCUGCGGCAAAGUGGAUGAAAAACUGGGCAAGACCUGCACCUUGAAUGGAGUACGCGCACAUUGCGCCAGGACUGGCCUUGCAGGAUUCUUCUUGCGCACGCUGAGCAAGGGAGACAUUCAAGACGGUGAUGUCUUGAAAGUCGUGGAACGGCCGCACCCCGAGUGGACUUUGUCUCGGGUUAGCCAUUUGAUCUAUGGCAACGACAAGGCCGUGAUGCAGUACCUCCUCCGAAGCCGAAAAGCUGCAAAAGAUCUGAAGACACCAGUCAUUUUGCGCGAGGAGUUCAUGGGAAGUCAAUCGGAACUGGAAGAGCUGGCGACGCUCGAGGCAUUGGCCAUCUUUGAGUGGAGGGAAUACCUAGUGCAGAUGUUAGGCCAGGCGCCCAUCGGCCGCUACAAGGCCAAGAGCCGCCGACGAAGCCCGGCCAAGUGGAUCCUGGUUGCUGUCAUCAGCGUCACCGCGUUGGCAGUGCUGCGACGGCGGAAGCGCGACUGGCUGAGUUGCUGA
Messenger RNA from Cladocopium goreaui, 963 nucleotides. The record is from the annotation of a GenBank genome assembly. NCBI's taxonomy places the organism in Eukaryota, Dinophyceae, Suessiales, Symbiodiniaceae.